AGACAAUUUUCACUAUCGAAUGUCGUGAUCACAACAUCAAAUCAUCAAUUACAAUCUUACGAACCUAAAUCAUUCUUCUGUUUUAUAAGAAGACUUAAAAUUGAACAGAUUGUAUGUUCAUAUCAGCCCGCGUCACAUCAAGUAGUUGUUCUACUUAAUACACGAUAUUUAAGAAAAAAAAUAAAAUAAAAAUAAAUAAAAUUAUAAGUUAUAUUAACUCUUCCUUACUGUCCAUCUACAGUUCCUUGUGCUGUGAAUCGUCUAGAUUAAGGAUACCAUCGAAUGAAGAAAAAUGAAUAGACAAAUGAACAAUUUUAACUUUUUUUCAACAUUAUCACCUAGCAUUAAACUAAUAACAGUUAUAACUCUGUUUGGAUACCUUCUUUCGUUUUCUGAGACAGCUAUUAAUGCACUUUCAGUUAUUCCUGGUAAUUUACUUCCCUCAACGUUUGCUAUUUGGACUGCAUUUACAUUUUGUUUCUUGGAAAUUCACAUUUGGGAAGUGAUAAUUGACAUUGUUUGUGUGACUUUAUGCUUAAAACUUAUAGAGCCAUUAUGGGAUCAAGUCCAGAUUUUUGCAUUUUUUGCCGUUGUUAAUUUUAGUGUUGCAGUUUUAUCAAGUUUAUAUUACUUACUGCUUUAUUCAAUCACCAAGAAUACCGAGAUUCUGUUUGAUGUAAAAAUUCACGGUCUCAUUGGAUUCUUAGCUGGACUAUGUGUAGCAAUAAUGCUUGUUAUGCCUAAUUUAUUAAUUGCAAAAACACCCUACUUUGGAAACUUUACUAAUAGAAAUUUACCAUUAACUUUUAUGAUUAUCAGCAUAAUAUUAUGGGCAUUAAAUCUUAUUAGUGGAACGUAUCCAGUGAUGUUUUGUAGUGGCUUAUUCUCCUCAUUCAUAUACUUACGAUUCUAUCAAAGACAUUCGAAUGGAAUACGUGGAACAAAUUCUGAAUCAUUUAUAUUUGCUAAUUUUUUUCCUACUUCAAUCCAGCCAGUAAUAAAUUUAUUAGUCAAUCCUAUUUAUAAACUGAGUCUCAAUGUUGGAAUCGUUAAGCAUCAGCCUAUUAUCCCACUUAAUCAUAGCUCCAGUGAUAUGCGCUCCCUGACAAUGUCUAUAACACCGUCUGAUCAGCAAGACAAUGAGAGAAGACGAGCAAUUGCAUUAAAAGCGUUAAACGAGAGGUGGAAAGCACUAAAUGCUGGAGAUACUAAUAAAUCGCAACUACCAAAGUCAUUUCCUCAAACGAAUGUGUCUUCAAAGUCACAAUCAUCACAUCAUAGUCAUCAUGGACAUAGUCACAGUCAUCAGCAUGAGAGAAAAGUUAUUCCAAAGUUUAAUAUUGAUGAAUUAAUAAAACCUAUUCCUUUGCCACCUCCUCCAUCAAUGAUGCAAUCAUCGCCAUCAGAGACAAGCGAUGCACAAAAGUGAAUCCAAUUUGCUUUAGGUAUUAAUUAAAUUAACUGAAAAUAAUUAUGUAUAAAGUUUUUAAACAAAGUGUAAAUAAACUGAUGAUUCAAAAGUACUGC
Molecule: messenger RNA, 1527 nt
Organism: Chironomus riparius
Lineage: Eukaryota; Metazoa; Arthropoda; Insecta; Diptera; Chironomidae
Source: the annotation of a GenBank genome assembly